AUGGCCAAUUCUGGGUCAGCACCGCCCUCCAAGCUUCGUAUCCUCUCCCUGAACUGCUGGGGACUGAAGUUUCUAGCCAAAUACCGCAACGAGCGCCUCAUAGAGAUCGGAAACCAGAUCGCCGCUGCGAGCCCGCAGCCAGAUAUUGUCGGACUCCAAGAAUGCUGGACACAACAGGACUACAACGCCAUUCGCGAUAGGACGCGCAGUUUUUUGCCAUAUGGGAAGUUCUACCAUAGCGGUAUCUUUGGGGGUGGUCUGGUGAUUCUGUCGAGAUGGCCCAUCGUGGAGAGCAGCAUGAUGAGGUACCCAUUGAACGGGCGGCCGGCUGCAUUCUACCGUGGGGACUGGUAUGUGGGCAAAGGAGUAGCCUGUGCACGUAUACGGAUGGGCCCAGAAAGGAGAGACGUUGCUGAGAUCUUUUGUACACAUCUUCAUGCUCCCUACGAAACUGAACCUCACGACUCCUACAUAUGCCACCGAACAGCGCAAGCAUGGGAGAUUGCGAAGCUCAUGCACGGAGCUGCAGAAAGAGGACAUCUCGUCAUUGCUUUGGGGGAUUUCAACAUGGUCCCACUAUCGCUCGCACAUCGCAUUAUCGAAACGCAGUCCCCAGGGCGAGACGUCUGGCGAAUACUACACCCCGAGUCUUCUAUUGGCGCUGCGAAGGACAAGGUGGAGAAGCAGCGAGGGGUUCCCAUUCCCAACGCCCAUUUCAACCUCACAGUCAAUGGCGCAACGUGCGACAGUGUGCUGAACAGCUGGCGCUGGAAUAAAGCUCACAAAAGGCGUCUCAGGAAGGGCGAGAAUGUGGUGAUAGAGCUCGAUGUCCCAGACCCCAACGCCAAACGUUUGGACUACAUCUUCUUCAGUAGUGGAUCCCAUCACGACUCUACGACUGGCGAGGCAACUUCGGAAUGGACUUUGGAGUCUGCUAAUGUUGGUAUGACGGGGAGGCACCCGACCUUGCAUUGCUCCCUCAGCGACCACUUCUCUGUCGAAGCGACUCUGGUGCGCAGCGUUUCCAGCGCUACUGAACCGUCCCGCAGCAAUGGACCGUGGGCACUGCCGGAAACUUACCUCCCGAUCUCCACAUACGAUGAGAUCCUGACGACCAUUGCAAAGUAUAUGAGGCGGGAGCAGGUGCAGCGGCAACUACGUCUUGGGCACUGCUUAUUCCAGCUCGUCCUCUCCAUUGGCUGUCUGAUCGGGGUGUGGUGGGUACCGCACAACUAUGUUGCGUUCAUCCUGAUGCUCGUCAGCACUUUGAGCCUGAGCACGGGUGUGAUUGAUGGCCUCAUGGGUGGCUUGUUCGUAGGGAGCGAGUUGAGAGCGCUUAAAGAGUUCCAGUGGGAAGUCAGCAAUACAAGAGCUCGAGCUGUCGAUUUCAGCGCGAAAGACUCUCCGAAGCUGUCGCUGGAGACGAGGAGAGAGAUGACGUAA
Mytilinidion resinicola is the source of this 1443-nucleotide messenger RNA. RefSeq names its product DNase I-like protein. Gene Ontology annotation, cellular component: cytoplasm. The record is from RefSeq and is a predicted model, not a curated record. Bases 1 to 1443 code for a protein of 480 amino acids. Gene Ontology annotation, molecular function: sphingomyelin phosphodiesterase activity. The transcript has 2 exons. Lineage: Eukaryota; Fungi; Ascomycota; Dothideomycetes; Mytilinidiales; Mytilinidiaceae.